Molecule: messenger RNA, 2382 nt
Organism: Chara braunii
Lineage: Eukaryota; Viridiplantae; Streptophyta; Charophyceae; Charales; Characeae
Source: the annotation of a GenBank genome assembly
AGGACAAGUUAGCCCCUCCUCGAGCUCAGCGGCUGUCAAUGAUAGAUAUUCGUCAGGAGUGGAAUAACUUGAAGCGUCCUCGUGCUGUCACCGACAAUAUAAAGUUCAAGAAGGAUUUAGUCAGUAAAUAUGAAGAGUUUCAGAAAGCCGCCUUGAGGAAAAUGCCUUACUUCAACCUUUGGGGGUUGGCUGAUGAGAAAUCGAAGAAAAAGGAAUGGACGGAGAGACUGAGGUACUACUUACCUCUGGUGAUGACGGACGAUGAAACGUGGAUGCUUGGCAUGAAAUUCUACGACGAGUCGCAGAAGGGCCAUCUGCUCGCCCCUGAUGGCGCUGUGUGGAUGGAGAGGCCUCCAACAACGGACCCGAAAGUCACCCGUGAGGGUCAGUCAUUUGCGGAGGACAGCAGUGGCCAUAAGAGAGUUGUGCAUAAUGUGCGUGUGACUGAUCCGGAGACGCGGAAAGGCAAGAAGAAAAGGAAACAGGAGGAGCGCGACUUUUUCGUCCAGGUGAAUGAACCCGACGUGCAUUGUUGGAAAGACUUGGGGGAUUUUACAGACGCGGAGAAACGUCGGAUCCUGCGAGGGUUGCUGGACCUGGAUAUUGUCUGGGUGCAGCAAGGAAGCAAGAAGCUGAUUGAGCAGGGAAAGGUUGGGAUGAAAGAUGCUUGUGAAAUGGUCAAGCAAGAUCGGAUGUUGCUCCGGCUUGGGACCUUUCCUUCAUGGGUCUUCUCCACAUUCUUCCUGUCACGAAUGGUUGUGCAGGAAAAAUGGUUUCGGAGGAGUCAAGUUAAGAAGCACUACCAAAUCGGGAACAGUGUGUGGGCCGAUGAGGACAGGAUGUAUGUUCUUUUCCACGGGGAUGAUCUGAAGCUUAACAUCCCGCCGACAUAUGAGGGACGAUUGUCGCACGAUGACGCUGCAGCUCUUGGGAAAAGGCAAGAGGUAACACCCUCGGACAUUGCCGAAACACAGUUCACGGCCACGACGUAUGCAUCGGCAGGUGUGCACCACCUGAAGGGGUUCGUCUAUAAGGAAAUGGAGCGCAACCCGGGUAUGUUAUCGGGUCACAUAGAGUUCUUCUGCCCAGUCGAGAAUGCAGUUAUGUUCAUCGGCAAAGCACACGCCCAGGUUGUGUGGCAUCUCCUCAAGAGCGGACGCCAUGUUGUGGCCAUCGAGGGAGACACAAAGUUCCUCAACUUCUUGAUGACAUUUGUUGCGCACGAGGUGCACACGGGUGUGGACAACUGUGAAUUCUACCAGGUGCAGAAAGAGGUCAACUAUGAUCCACACAGGAACAUGUGGUUCAAGCUGUCAGCUAAGAAAAGGGCGAAUGUAUACAAGUUUAUGUUCCUCGAUACAAGACCGAAACUAAGAUUCGAGGACGACUACAAGUGUCGCCGAGAUGUCGUAAUUGGUGCAUUGGAUGGCUUUCAUGGUGCUUCUAGGGAGGCUGCGGCCAACUUCGUGGAGAAACUUGAGGAAUGUAUGGCGUCCUCUUCAACGCCUUCCAGUUCCAAGCAUGCUGCGAGUUCGCAUGUCGUCACUCCUGUCGCCAUUCCUGUCGCAACGCCAACCUCGGGUUCUUCAAGAGGAUUUCUUUCCUCCAUGAGAAGCAAACCUCUGAGCCCCANUGUCGUCACUCCUGUCGCCAUUCCUGUCGCAACGCCAACCUCGGGUUCUUCAAGAGGAUUUCUUUCCUCCAUGAGAAGCAAACCUCUGAGCCCCACUAUCAAGCUUGGACGUCCUCUUCCGCCGACGCACACAUUGAGGUUGCAGAAAGGUCAACUCUAUUUCUUCGGGACGACGCACAGGAGUACCGACGAGUCCGAUUGGGGUCGCCAUGUAAUUUGGCAUCCAGAUAUUUUCCAACCGGCAAUUCUUGAUGGUGAAUGGGUUAUGGCGCUCAAUGAUAAGGGCGAAUGGAGAUCAAAACCCCGUUUUUCCAAAAAGGUAUUUGAAGAGGCCGCCCUCCAAGCGGUUAUCGACCAUGUCGCAGAGGUAAAUUGCCGUCAACCAGACGACCAUGUCGUCAGAAUGUUCGGAGAGCAGACAUUCGAGAUUCUUCAGGAGCAGAACAUGUUGGAGCUCUGUCGUGACUUUUAUUACCUCGAAACAAGUCCAAGUUAUGAAAGCAAAAUUGAUUGGCAUAUUCCGCCGCCUGCCCCAACACGAGGAGAGGGACAUGGACGGGGCGGCCGUGGAGGAGAUGACGAAGGAGGGGACGGAGGAGGUGAGGAUAGAACCCGCGGUGGCGGUUACGGUGGACCCGCGGCGGCGGUUACGGGUGACAACAGAGGGGGCGGCGCAGGGCGCGGAAAUGUUACGAGCCCGGGAAGGGUCACGAUCGCAGGCGGAAAGGGUGCUAUGGCUUCGGUAGAAG